Molecule: messenger RNA, 6439 nt
Organism: Gryllus bimaculatus (two-spotted cricket)
Lineage: Eukaryota; Metazoa; Arthropoda; Insecta; Orthoptera; Gryllidae
Source: the annotation of a GenBank genome assembly
UAUGUUCAGUGGGAGACCAUAUCCCAAGAAAAUACUUCCGGCGGUGUGAAGAAGAGAACUUGUAACUCCAACGUGCGUUAAAAAUUUGAUAUGUCAGUCUCGAGGAAAAUGCUAUAAAUUAUCGAGAAAUCCAUAAUAUCUCGUACAAAAUUUUUUGUUAGUGUGCGUCUGUGUGUUUGUGGCUUCCCUUUGGCUGUGUUUGUGUCAAUCCCAGCUGAAACGUGUUGAAAAGCUGUCAGCAAUGAUUUGAAGAAAUUUUCUUCUUUGGCUUAGUAAUUUGCUAAGUAAAAUUUAAUUCUUAUAUUUCCCCUCGACAGUUAUAUACAAAUGUGAAGCAAGAGGAUGAAAAUGAUAGGAAAUGUUGUGUGCAAUUGUGUGCAAAAUUCCAAAAUGUGUAAAAAUAUUGUGUAUAGUAUUAUGCCAGAAAAAGAUACUGUGAAUUAUAAUUCCAGAAGCAUUGUUUCAUCGUUUUGUGUUUUAAUGUAGUGUUUCCAAAACAGUUUUUCAGUGUUCUGACUUACUUUACAAAGUGACUUAAUGUAGUAUAUUAUGUGAACAAUGGUUGGUCACCUAGCUGGAGUUUAUUUCAGUAAUAGUUAUGGGUGACUUUGUGUUGUUUCAAGCUGUGUAUCCAUAUACACCACAUAAUCAAGGUGAACUUGCUCUUCAAGUGGAUGAUGUGCUGGAGAUAGCCAAUAUUCAUGUUAAAAGUGAAGGAUUGGUGACGUCAAAUGGUUGGCUCCAUGCCUUCAAUAGACGUUCAGGUGGAGAAGGCUAUGUUCCUAGUGCAUACAUUAAGCAGCUGAAUACUAACAGUGAAGCCUGCUGGCGGCUGGCUCCGCCAGCAGAACUGCCUCCUACCCUGGCUAGUCCAGGUAAUGAUUACAUUUGGGGGACCGGCAAAGUAGGAGUCAAGUGUGAAGACUGUCACGCCUGUUUCCACGCCGUGUGUCCGAUCAGCGAUUGGACGUCGGCUAACGUCGUGGAGUGGAUGGCAGCCCUUAACUUAUAUAGAUACGCUGACGUCUUCAAAUCGAAGGACAUCAAGGGCUCAGAUUUGCUGCAUCUGGACAGAGAAAAGCUGAUGAACAUGGGCAUCAAAGAUGAGUUUCACCAAAAAGCAAUUCUUGUGUGUAUUGAUGAAUUGUGCCGCCCUUCUCCAGAACCUGAUAACUCUUGUGUAGAAGAGGAUGUUGGUGAAAAGUCCCCCCAUAGAUUGUUGGAACACAGCUUUAGUAACUUGGAACGUUGUGAUAAGUGCAAUAAGUACCUGAGAGGGCUUCUGCACCAGGGCUUCCUCUGUCAAGAAUGCGGUCUGGUUGCUCAUAGAACUUGUUCAGCCACUGGGUUGCCUACUUGUCUCCCUGCAGCACUUGACCGGCCUACAAGACAUCAUUUCCGUUCAUUCUCCCCCACUGAAAGACCUGCACCACCUGUUGUAAUGCGUUGUACACAAGAAAUUGAAAUGCGAGCCCGAAAUAACAAUAGUUUGGAUUUGUACAAAUUAUAUCGCACAUCACCUCAGGCAGAUCAGUUAGCCGAAUUGAGACACAAAUUUAACGAAGAUGUCACAAGUGUCGAGCUGACAGAAUAUGAUCCUCAUUGUAUUGCUAGUGCAUUGAAAAAGUUCCUUCGUGAGUUACCUGACCCUAUCAUCCCUGUCCAGUGGUACGACAGAUUCCUUGAAGCAUCUCGUAUUCGCAAUGAUGAGCAGUGUGCUGCUUGUCUUUAUCAUCUGGUCCAAGAUCUUCCAGAACAUCAUCGUUCUACAUUACAUUUCCUUCUUUCACAUUUUUGCCGUCUAUGUCAACUGCAACAUGCACGUGGCAACAAAGAACCUCCAACAGUAUUGGUCCAAGUUUUGUGUCAUAUAUUUUUACGUCCUCCUUGGGAUCGCAUAAUUCAAGUGGUUUACAACACAGAAGCUCAUAUUAGAAUUAUGGAACUUCUGCUCCUUCAUGGAGACUGGGGUGAAAAGCUUCCAGAAUUUGCAUCUGCUCCUGCUCUUCCGCCUCGGAAAGUAAAUGAGAAACUAAUGGAUACACCCGAUGGAACAUUCCUUGUGCGUAAUGCUUCAAACAAAGGAGGAGAGUAUACACUAACUCUCCGUAAAGGUGGCACCAACAAAUUGAUAAAAAUUUGCCAUAGGAGCGGCAAAUACGGAUUUUCGGAGCCUUAUAAAUUUAAUUCUGUUGUGGAAUUAGUGCAGUUCUACCGUAAUGUCUCUCUAGCCCAAUAUAAUUCCACCUUAGAUAUAAAAUUACUGUAUCCUGUCUCCAGACUGCAACAGGAAGAUGAAAUAGCAAGUACUACAGAUGUUGAUAAAGUGGCACAGAAAUUAAGAGAAAUUCACAAAGAUUAUAAUGGAAAAUCUAAAAUGUUUACUGAUCUUCAAGAAGAUUUUUUUCGUUCUUCCCAAGAAAUACAGUUAAAGUUGCAGGCAUUGGAUGCUUUUCAGGAGGCCAUUUCUAUGUUUGAAGAUCAAAUGAAAUUACAAGAACGGUAUCAAAAAGAAGCCCAACCCCAUGAAAUUAAAAGCCUUGAUGAAAAUUCAGAAGUUUUGAAAUUGCGUCUAGAGUCUUUGAAAGAAAGCAAGCAACAAUUAGAUGAUAACUUAAAACAGCAAGUGGCUUUCAAUCGUAGUUUAGAAAGAGAAAUGAACUCCUUAAAACCUGACAUUAUCCAGUUGUUCAAACAAAAAGAGAGGCACAUGGCGUGGCUGAAAUCAAGAGGCAUCAAAGCACAUUUAAUAAAUCAGUUCCUAGCAGAUGAAAAUGCCUCCUCUUGGGGUCUUCAAGAUUUGGAAGCUGAUAGUGAUCUAGAAAAUUUGCCUCACCAAGAUGAGUCUAGUUGGUUGCUCCUAGAUUGCUCACGAACUAAGGCAGAGACUCUUUUAGCCAACUGUCCAGAUGGAACAUUUCUUGUGCGACCCAGUCGAACUGGCCAGUAUGCUUUGUCAAUAACGUGCAAAGGGACCACCAACCACUGUAUUAUCUAUAAAACAGAGAGAGGAUAUGGAUUUGCGGAACCUUAUAACAUCUAUGAAUCCUUAAAAUUAUUGGUACUUCAUUAUGCCCAGAACUCCUUAGAGGAGCACAACGAUUCUCUUACUACAAGAUUAGCAUAUCCAGUGUAUGCAGUAGCCCGUGUCCAGGAUGUGGGAGCUGCUGCCAGUACUGAAACUGGUUCUCCUGCCGCCUAUGGGUAUGUCUCCUCUUCCCUGCCUCGAUAAACAUUUGCCUAGCAGGUGGCUCAUUGACUGUGAUACAGAUCAUUCAUGGUAUUCAUAUGAAUGCCAGUCAUAUUUGUACAAACUAGUUCCACCGAUUUAAUAGUUCUAGAAAAAAUUCAAAUACAUAGUGAAGUUAGACUUUUUUUGUUUAUUUUUGUUCGAAAUUAGCAAUGCUGAAUAAUUGUGAGGUGAUAACAUCAGAAGAGCCAUUUGUGGCUUGAGAAAAGAUUUUAUUCCAAGUCUUAAUUCUGCUGUUCUGAAGAACAAAUAGAAUUUUGGCUGUUGCUCCCAUUUCAACGUGGCAAAUAUUAAUUUUUCUGGAUGUUAAAAUACUUUUUUCAUGUAAGUGCUGGUGUAGAUUUACCUGCUGAACUUUAUAAUUGUUAAUAUUGAAGGGAAUAAGAUUUCUAUUAAUGAUAAUUCUUAUUCUGAAUGUCAUAAAUUAUUACUACAUACUUGUGUAGUGAAAUAUUGAUGAGGAAUUGGAAGUUUCUUAUCAGUUAUUAAAUAUUGGAUUAAUAUUGUGACCUAGUCAUUUCUGCAGGUAUUUCUCACCUGUGUUAAUUGAAAGAGUAUUGGUAAAAACAAAAAGACAAAAAAAGCUUAAAAUUUAUGAAAAAUGAGUUGGGGGUUUUACUUAAAAAUGACUCCAGGACCAAACAUGUGCCAGUUGAGCAGAAAGUGCCAGUGAGAAGUUUGACUUCUAAGAGUGCAAGAGUAUUGGGUGAUUGGUACUGUAUGUUGUAAGCAUGUCUGAUUUCAUAAUAUUUUUUAUUGUCUUGAGAUGUAUGCUUUGAUACAUUUUUAUGAUUAAAUCUUGUAUCAUGUUCAUAGUAAAAUUGUUUUAUUUGUGUUCAAUGAAGAAUGUGUGUACUCUAGAUCUAUAAUUGCUUAAUUGUCAAGAUUAUAGUGAGAAUUUAGUUAUUUGUAAGUUGCAUUCUGUGCUUUCCCUCUCUCCUUCCCUUACUUUCUUUCAGAAAGUUAUGAACAUUGAUUGAAAUGUGAUGCAAUUGAAUGGAAAUAUAUUUUUUACCAUUAUAAUGUUGUACCAAAACUUUGUGCUCUGAGGAAAGUGUGGGUGCUCUAAGAAGCUGUUAGCUUCUUCAAGCUUCUUUCCUUGGAACUGUGUAUUGUAUGAUCUGACAAUAGAGAGUUUCCUUUACAGUGUUGUGAAUGUAAUUGUGCUGUUCAAUUUACCUGAAUCUUUUUAUUGCAAGUGCUAACAGAAUGUAUGGUGUCUUGAACACUUCAGAGCCGCAAUAAUCGGAGUUAAAAACUUUUAUAUAAUUGUUGGUAUCUAGCGUAGCAAAUUAGUGGUAUAUUGUGUGGAUGUGCAGUUCUGUGUUGACAAUCUUAUGUUUUCAAAACCUUUCACAUUUUCAAAGCUUCAUCCUAAGGGGUAAUAACUGGCCUGUACUGUAAAUUGGGAAUUCCAUGAGCUGCACUGGUGUACUUAGGGGGUUCAAGAAGAGUAUGGGAUAUGAAAAUAGUAACAAAAUGGUGCACAACAUAAGGCUUCUGUUGCUCAAGUAAAUCAUUGAUUGAAAAGCAUUUCAUGCUUCAAUGUGAUUGUAGUCAGUCUUCAUUUUUGAAGAAUGUUUGCAGUUGUCUUGUGGUACAAAGUAAAUUUGCGGUUCUGCUGAAUGAGAUUAUUCAAACUACAAAUUCACCAUAUGUUUUUGUGAUGGUUACAGUGAAACCUUGAUUUUACGUUUCAUAAUGAAUAUUUUUACAAUAUGAUUCAUUGAGUUUUGGACAUAGGAUCAUCCUCUCAGUCUAUGCCCUUCAUUGAUGUUCAGAACUACUGAUGAUGCAGAUGUGUGCGUGAGCCUCCAGAAGUGGACCCAUUGUAGGCAACAUUCGUAUAUGUGAUCAUGGGUUUUACUGGAACAUCAACUUCUCAUCAUGACAGUUUUUGGGAAAACAUAUAUGUACAUUGCCACCCUAUAUCUUAUUGCAUUAUUUGUAAUUUUUUGUUUGAAGUUUCAUCCUUAUGAAAAUAGUGUGUUUGUUGCAGUUCCAGUUCAAAUGUCUUUACAGUUGAAUGACGAAAGCCAUUUACAAUCUUAACAGUGAGCUGGGCAUCUAGAGAGCAUCCUUAAAUUUUUCUACACAUCUUAAUGUUGAAAUUAUAUAGUGUACAUUACUCCUCACUUCUUACAUAAAGGAGAGCUCUACAUACGUUUUGGAUUUGGCUUUCACAAGUUUUAAUCCGGCUCUGAUAUGUGUGUGUUAUUGCCAGAUGGCAAACCAUAUGAAAGAGUAUGUAUGAACUGUUUGGUCAGUACACAGCACAAUGUAUUUCUUUACUGAAAAUAAUGUGAAAAAUCAGGGUGAUACAAUUUUACAAGUUCAAGUGUGCAUACAACUAGUGAAGCUAAUUAUAUAUGAUGUAUAUAUAAAUGAAGGCUGAUCAUUCAAUUUCACUGCAUUGUUGCACCUACAUGAACUCAUGUUACUGGUAGUUCUAAAAGCUAGUCAAAUUUUGACAACUUUGUUGAGUUCCAAAAUGUAACUGUUUGUUUUCUUUGAGAAUGUGCUGUAGAAUGACAAAUUUCGUGGCUUUAUAGGCAAGUAAUUUUAUUGCUGCAAUAUUUUCAAAAAUACUACAUGUAUCAACUUCUUUUGAUAUAAUACCAGUUAGAUUCUACAAUGAAGUAUCAUCCUUGCCAAGUUCAGGAGAAAUUUUUAUUGCCUAAAUAUAACCACUUGUGACAUACAUAUGGCACCUACAAGAUCUGAAGAAUGUGAGAAAGAUAUGUUUUUCUUUAAAAGUAUCCAUUUUUAAGAAAGAAAUGUGAUGAGACUUGACUGAUGUGGCACAUUGAAUGUAUGUGUUUUAUAAACCAUAUGUGUGCCUUGGUUAUCUGUUAUAGUUUGUCCAGAAUUUCGAAUGUUGGUUUAUUAAUAAACGUAAAAUUUAAGUUUCACUGUAUUGUUUUGUGGUUGGCAUUUUAGUGAACUCAUUUUUAUAUUUACAUUCAUUUAUGUCAGUGAAUAUUGUAAUCCAACAUUUAAUGUUGUUUUUCACACAAAUUUCAAGAUAUUGUGAUUUAGAUAUAAAUACAAUUUUUCUGAAUUUAUUAAUUGUUUUUCACUGUGUUAUUUGUCAUGUGUUUUUGUUCUUGUCAGAGCAGUAUGACAACUUGAGCAUGAUUAUUACUCUUGGAGUAUGACACUUAUUACAAAAUAAAAAUAUUUUAUAUC